AACUCUUUCGUUCCUCAACUUCUAUUUUUACCAAAUAUCUCUCCCAAAACAUUUCCGGCUUUGUGUCCCACGCAUCGGAUCCCAACAUGUUCAACAUAAGAACGACCCUUCUCUGCUUCGUUAUCGCCGCCAUCAUCCUAAGUUCCUCCGUCGCAACAAACACCCCAACUUCCUCCGCCGCCACAGACACGUACAUAUACGCCGUUUGCUCUCCGGCCAAAUUCUCCCCUGGCUUCCCCUUCGAAACCAACCUCAACACCCUCCUCUCUUCCCUAGCCACCGCCACCGUUAACAGCCCCUACAACAACCUCACCGUUCCCUCCGGCGGCAGCGCAAAACCCGAACCGGCCACCACCGUAUACGGUCUUUUCCAGUGUCGUGGAGACCUAGACCAGACUUCUUGCUCAUCUUGCGUGUCACGCGCCAUUGCACUGGUCGGAAACACAUGUCCCAACGCGUACUCGGUGUUCUUGCAGAUGGAAAACUGUCUGGUCCGGUACGAUAAUAGUCCGUUCUUUGGCGUUCAGAACAAAACGUUGGUGCUCGAGAAAUGUGGACAGUUGAUGGGUUUUGACGACCAGGACGCGUUGACCAGAGUCGGUGACGUCAUCGGUUCUUUGGGCUCCGGAGAUGGGCCUUACAGGAUUGGUGGGAACGGGGAAGUGAAGGGUGUGGCGCAGUGCAUGGGGGAUCUAAGUGCAGCUCAGUGUCAGGAUUGCUUGGCUGAUGCGAUCGGACGGCUCAGAUCGAACUGUGGAAUGGCUCAGGGUGGAUAUGUUUACUUGUACAAGUGUUACGCGCGUUUCAGCUUCGGUGGUAGUCACGCGCGUCAGAACCCAAACCAAAACUUUGGAGGAGAGAAAGACGAUAAAGAUAAUGACGGAAUCGGGAAAACACUGGCGAUAAUGAUUGGAAUCAUCACCUUAGUCAUCUUGCUCGUCGUGUUUCUUGCUUUUCUUGGAAAGCAAUGUAGAAAAUUACAAGAUGAGAAAUGGUGUGUAUAAAGGACAAACUGGGAAAGAGAUCAAUCAACAACUCGAGUCAACUUAUUGAUAGUUGUAUUUUUGUAAUUUAAUUUUUGGUAACUCGCUGCCUCAUAAGAUUGUAGUUAUAUAAUAGUAUAGUAUUUAUAUGAUUGUCUUUUCGACUCGAUUUAGGUAUUAUUGUCGGACUUAUUUAGGUCAAAGCGAUUUAAAUGAAAAUUUUUUACGGAAA
Eutrema salsugineum is the source of this 1215-nucleotide messenger RNA. Its product is annotated as cysteine-rich repeat secretory protein 2. The transcript has 3 exons. Lineage: Eukaryota; Viridiplantae; Streptophyta; Magnoliopsida; Brassicales; Brassicaceae. Bases 87 to 1004 code for a protein of 305 amino acids. Gene Ontology annotation, cellular component: plasmodesma. The record is from RefSeq and is a predicted model, not a curated record.